Messenger RNA from Botrytis sinoallii, 1758 nucleotides. RefSeq lists its product as uncharacterized. The record is from RefSeq and is a predicted model, not a curated record. Bases 1 to 1758 code for a protein of 585 amino acids. The transcript has 3 exons. Lineage: Eukaryota; Fungi; Ascomycota; Leotiomycetes; Helotiales; Sclerotiniaceae.
AUGGAGGGCAAAAAUCAAAAAAAUGACGACUCGAUGGCCCCAAUAUCGGGUCUAAACCCAGACGAUCCACUCCCAUCCAUCGAAAGCAAUGAUGCAAGCUCCAAACAGGAUAUUACAGCUCCAAAUUUUCGUGCUAGAGAAAGAAGACCGCAAAGAGGUGGGUUAAUCGGAAGUCAGCGUCUUCAAAGGGUCCCAAGUUCUUCCCAAGUUCCACCACACCUUCUGAGAGCAAGAAGAAGCACCAGUCCCGCGUAUGCGGCAGCUCUCGCUCCUUACCUUGGCCCUAUUAAUCCUCGAGGACAUCAAAGACUGUCUAACAAUCCUGUACCUGCCAUGUUGCCGAAUCGAGUCCAGAUACCAGAGUCUUACUUGCGAACAAUCAACACUGAAAACACGCGGUCAUUGUCUCGGGCUCGCAAUGAUAACGCACCAGGCGCUAAUCACCCGAAAAGGGCACAAUUACAACCAAGAAAAGAUUUAUCUUCUGGUCAAGUAGCUGAUCAGGCUAUGACAGACCGUGUUCAACCUCGUUCUGGAAACUUCCACUAUUCAGGCCCUAUAAGCUACAAUCCACUCACCGAGGCACUGAAUCCCCAAAACGCUCCAUUCUACCCAACACCGAUGUCCCCCAACCCAAGAAAACGUCGUCAAAUGCAAUCUAACGCUGCUCGUCACUCCUCUGCUCAGCAAUCUGCCCCCGCUAAUCAAUGGUCCUCUCAACGAGACUCAUAUAUGGGAGGCAUGGAACCAUCAGUAGACUUGCAAGCAUUGGGAAGCAUAGCUGUUGGAUCAAGAAAUGCUACCCAAGGCCCUUGGGGUGUAUUACUUCCUCAGCCCGCGAGAAAGAGAGGACGCACAAUAGGCUCGAAGACCGAGAAUACAGACACCGGAACUAUGCAACCCCCACCACCGCGCUCAAUUGCUUUUAGCCCUCCAGUUAGAAGUUCUGUUCCGUCAUUUGCCAUCCCGGUCGCUCUCAAUGGACAAAUCGCUACAACACGCUCAAAUCUUGAAGCCACGUUCAGCCUUGUCAAGAACGCGGCUGCGAUGCUUGACCCCUUCACCAAGAUAGUUCCUGCUACCGUCAAGCUAGUAGCGGAUAACAAUCAAGUAUGGGAGUACAAAUACGCGGGUACUAGACGAAACUGGAAGAAAGGCCAAGGGGGAAAGGUCACUGUCGCAAAGCUCAACGAAUGGGCAAACGCUAUCUUACGUCGCAGACUUCCUGGAAGCUUUCCUCCUGCUGCGAAGAAAAGAGUCUAUUCUGCUCCUCCUCCACCUAAACCAAAGAAUGAUAAGUGGACAGAGUGGGAAAGAGCAUUCCUAGAGGCACAUAUUCUGGAUGCAGUGAAGGCAAAGAAGGCCAAUCUAGAUGAAGAAGAUUGGCAGCUUAUUGCAGACGCUCAGAAUGAGGAGUUUUCUGGCCAUAAGAGACUUCCUGGAUUACCUAUGGCACUAUUAAUCUCGCGUAGUCUCACCAUUGAUGAUGUUCCGGUCAUUAGAGGUGGAGGCUAUACUAAGACCGAGGGACAUUUUCCAGAGCGCUCAAGCUCCGAGAUUCAGAACAUCCUUUACCAUUGGCCUGAUAUUCAUGAGGAAAUUAAGCAGUUAAUUAGGAGAUACCGUGGAAAGAUUCCGAUUUAUGUCGAUUGUGACACCGAUAUCAGUGACUCGGAGCGUACGUCGGAUGAUGAGAAUGGAGAUAAGGAAGCAGAUGCAGCUGAGAUUGGUGCUUCAAAGCCUAUUUCUGAGGGUUGA